Coniophora puteana RWD-64-598 SS2 is the source of this 1269-nucleotide messenger RNA. RefSeq names its product beta-lactamase transpeptidase-like protein. The coding region runs from base 1 to 1245 and encodes 414 amino acids. The transcript has 12 exons. NCBI's taxonomy places the organism in Eukaryota, Fungi, Basidiomycota, Agaricomycetes, Boletales, Coniophoraceae. The record is from RefSeq and is a predicted model, not a curated record.
AUGGCGAGCAUCCCCGAUCAUACCAAAGCCGAGCUUGACAAGAUUCUGCGAGACGUUACAAGCAGCGAAAAGAACAGAAUCCCUGGAGUAGUAUUUGCUGCUGUUGGACGAGAUGGAAAGCCACUCUAUGUCGGUGCCGAGGGCGUACGAGCGAUUGGGCAAGAGGCAAAGAUGACUCCUGAUACGGUAUUGUGGAUGGCGUCUCUUACCAAGGCGGUGACUGGGAUCGCAGCGCUACAACUCAUCGAAGAGGGAAAGUUAUUCUUAGACGACGCUGCGCAAAUCGCCCGGCUCCUGCCCGAGCUGUCGCACGUGAAGGUCGUCUCAGGCAGCAAGGCCAACGGCUUCACCUACACACCUGUACAAGGAGGAACCACAUUACGGAACCUUUUGACACAUACGAGCGGGCACUCCUACACGUUCUUUGACAAGAAACUCAGAGAUGUUGUCGGGACUGGGCAAUACCAGGACGAAUUCUCUGGACGCCCAGGUGCUUUCAACCAGCCUUUGGUGCAUCAGCCAAACAGCACAUUCUCCUACGGAAUAGGCAUUGAUUGGGUAGGGAUCCUUAUUGAGCGCGUCACUGGGAAGAAGCUUGGGACCUACUUCGACGACCACAUCCUAGGUCCUCUUGGACUUCAAGAUACCGCGUUCGAGGUUAAACCACACAUGCUUCCCAGGCUUUCGGGAAUGCAUGCACGUCUAUCCGAGGACACUAUUAUUGAGCAGCAACAUGCUCCGAUUGCUUUUGCUCAGACGAAUGAGUUCCACUCGGGCGGUGGCGGUCUCUUCUCUACGAUCCACGACUACUUGAUGAUUCUCACAAUAUUCAUGAACGAAGGGAAAGGAUGGAACGGCGCUCAGAUUCUCAAGCCUCAGACUGUAUCACUCGCCACUCGAGAUAAUAUACCGUCCUCUCUUGCUCCUGCAUUGGACGCUCCCGUCUACGCCUGUCGAGAGGCUUUUUCCAACGACAUUCCGAACAUCUUCCCAGGCGCUAUUAAAGGAUGGGGUUUAACGUUCAUGAUAUCCAAGAAUGAGCUACCUACAGGCCGCUCUCCUGGAUCUAUCAACUGGUCUGCACUGUGCAACAUGUUUUGGUGGGUGGAUUUGAAGAAGGGCGUCGCUGGCAUGAUCGCUACCCAGAUCCUUCCGUUCCUCGAUGCCCCCGUUUUAGGAACACUGUUCAACGCGGAGGCCACGCUGUAUCGAGGGUUGGCGGAAUCUCCGCAGUUCAAACUUUGAGAUGUAGGAAAGUAUUAUGAUGAG